This is a messenger RNA of Ixodes scapularis (black-legged tick), 654 nucleotides long. RefSeq lists its product as uncharacterized. The transcript has a single exon. Lineage: Eukaryota; Metazoa; Arthropoda; Arachnida; Ixodida; Ixodidae. Gene Ontology annotation, molecular function: nucleic acid binding; zinc ion binding. Bases 1 to 654 code for a protein of 217 amino acids. The record is from RefSeq and is a predicted model, not a curated record.
AUGGGCAAAACUAGCAACGCGGUCGUCAUCACGUUCGAGGGCACUAGGCUACCAAAGAACGUAAUGUUCAGCAGAGAGAUCUUCACUGUGAGGCCGUACCGUCCCCGGCCCGUCGUAUGUUACAAUUGCCAUAGAAUCGGUCACAAGAGCGAUGUAUGCCCCAUCAAAGAAAGCAGAUGCGGCCAUUGCGGGUACACACACGAGGAAGAUAUGGAACAAUGCAACAGGGAACCCAAGUGCCGAAACUGCGAGGGGCAUCAUGUCGCCACUAGUAAUGCGUGCCCGAAAAGGAAGAUACCCGAGAAAACGAAACUCCGAAAGCAGCCACCAAAACACCAACCAAGAGAAAGCUAUGCCGCGGCAGCCAAGGACAAUCGAAGGUCACCUGCAGAACAGCCCAGGGUCGAAGCCAAGCAAGGAUCAACGCAAGGAAUGAUUCAGGAAGAGCAGGGCAAGUGUCUGGCCUGGAUGCCCGAAUGGGCCCAACCGAGGGCAACUCUGGUGCCGGCAAUGCGACCGCUCAAAUCUCCUUUCGACGCAGAAACUGAGCACAACAAACUUCGAAAGGAGAUGUCACUUGGCUUCAAGAUGAUCUUCCAGACACUAGGCGAAAUCAAGAAAGAGAUAGCAGAACUGAGACAUGCACGACGUUAG